AUGGCCUCGGCCGGCUAUAUUCAAGUCUCACUAAUCUGGGUGGCAUACGCUAUUGCGGUCCUACUAGCCCUUGUUAUCGCGGUCAUCACCACCUUCACCUGGCAAACACAUCGCGACAGAUCGGCCAUCAUCAGCACAGUAGCCAUCAUUAGUCUUACGGCGCUCCUGGCGACCGUGCUUCUCCUCCCCGUCGACAUCGCGCUCGUUUCCGCCACGACCAACUCGGCCCUCGGCAUCAAGAAGGACUGGGCGACACCGACGCGUAUCCGCAAUAUUCUUCUCACGCUCAAGAUCGUAUACUACUCGCUAUACAGCUUCGAUGCGCUGCUAUGCUUGAUCGUCAUUCCCUUCUCGUACUUCUGGUACGAGGAGUACGAUGAGGUGGAGGAGCAGGAGGGCAACCAGACGUUCGGGAGUCGACUCUGGGGCGCUUUGAAGUAUACUAUCGCUUUCAUCUUGCUGGUGGUUAUCAUCUUCCUUGUCGGAUUCUUCGUGCCUGCCUCCGGGAAAGGUCGAGGAGAGCAUUUGGAUUUGGACUUUUUCAAGAGGCUAUUAGACGAGAACCAUGGCGAAAAGGCUUUGACUUUUGGGCUAGGCUUAUUGAUCACCCUGGGUACUCUGAUGUACACACUUUACACGGGUGUUGGCCUAGCACUUCUGCCAGUCUCUUUCAUCAAAUCAGCACCGUCGGUUUCAGCGCCACAAUUGUCGGAGAACACGGCAUCGCAACUGGAACAGAACCGGGAGCGCCAGAGACAACUCGAGAUGUGCAGUGCGGGACGCUCUGAGGGCAUGUCGCAGAAAGAUAGGCGCGAGCUCGAAGCCCUCGCACGAGAAGAACGGACCUUGGUCCGCCGCGAGCGACUUGCGGCUGAGGCCCAGGGCGAAGGCAAGAGCUGGAUUGUCAGGACGUGGACCAAGAUAUGUGCUGUGUUCCGACCUAUCAAGCUUAUUGGAGGCCUCCUAUUAAUUCUGAUCGCUCUUCUUGUUUGGGUAUCCAUGCUCAUCACGGGUAUCGACAAGGCCGCCAACUCGGUCUGCAAGGAGCACUGCGGCUACAUCUUAGCACACAUCAACGUGUUCCAACCUGUCAACUGGAUCUUUGUGCAAACAGCACGUGCCUUCCCUGUAGACUACAUUCUGAUGGUACUGUUGAUCUUACUCCUUUUCAGCAGCUCCAUCACUGGCCUUGCCACCGUUGGUAUCCGCUUUCUGUGGCUACGCAUCUUCCAGAUUCGCAAGGGACGAACUGCUCCGCAAGCCCUCCUCAUUGCUACCGUCAUGUUGGCUCUUAUCACCCUGGCCAUCAACUAUGCCGUCGCCAUGUUAGUCGCGCCCCAGUACGCUGCGUUCGGUACGCAAACUUUUUGUGAUUUGCCGGCCCAUCACGCAGAUGAGAUACCGAGCUGCGACAACCACCCCGAGGCCGUCAAACCGUGCUCCGAAUGGGUCGACCGCCACUACAGCAUGCAAGUGUGUACCCCGACAGUCAUGAGUUCGUUCCUGAACCGUGUUACGCUCAACUGGCCCGUCUUCGGUGCCAUCGACUUCUGGGGUCAAUUUGUCUUUCUCGCCGUUUUUCUCAUUGUCUUCCUGACGAGCCUGUUCCGCACCCCGCAAAUGGGUCUGAGCGAAUUCGACGAGGACGCUGAGGCCGAUGAAGAGGAGGGACUCUUGGCCAGUACUGGUCGGAGAUUUGGGGCUACUUGGCAGGAUAUCACGGGUAGGGCCAAGAAGACUACCAACGGGGCCGGUGCUGGUGACAGCAGCGGACGAUCUGAGAUUGCUUAA
This is a messenger RNA of Pseudomassariella vexata, 1791 nucleotides long. RefSeq lists its product as uncharacterized. The record is from RefSeq and is a predicted model, not a curated record. Gene Ontology annotation, biological process: protein localization to vacuole. Lineage: Eukaryota; Fungi; Ascomycota; Sordariomycetes; Amphisphaeriales; Pseudomassariaceae. The transcript has a single exon. Bases 1 to 1791 code for a protein of 596 amino acids. Gene Ontology annotation, cellular component: vacuolar membrane.